Messenger RNA from Gavia stellata (red-throated loon), 4509 nucleotides. RefSeq names its product E3 ubiquitin-protein ligase RBBP6-like. Gene Ontology annotation, molecular function: nucleic acid binding; zinc ion binding; ubiquitin protein ligase activity. Gene Ontology annotation, cellular component: nucleus. NCBI's taxonomy places the organism in Eukaryota, Metazoa, Chordata, Aves, Gaviiformes, Gaviidae. Gene Ontology annotation, biological process: protein ubiquitination; ubiquitin-dependent protein catabolic process; mRNA processing. The record is from RefSeq and is a predicted model, not a curated record.
AUGUCGUGUGUGCACUACAAGUUCUCCUCCCAGCUGAACUAUGAUAUGGUCACCUUCGACGGGCUCCACAUCUCCCUGUGCGACCUCAAGCACCAGAUCAUGGGCCGUGAGAAGCUGAAGGCGUCAAACUGCGACCUGCAGAUCACCAACGCCCAGACCAAAGAAGAAUACACCGAUGAUCGGGCCCUGAUUCCUAAGAACUCCUCAGUAAUCGUUAGAAGAAUCCCUGCGGGAGGAGUUAAAGCUACCAGCAAAACCUGUGUUCUGGCUCCUAAAUCGCACAAAAUCCUAGGAACUGCUCUCAGAGGUCGAACUGAGCCAGUGAGUGGAACAUUGAAAGCGACCGUCAAUCUGGCUGAAGCCAAUGCUUCUGAAGAAGAGAAAAUAAAAGCUAUGAUGACACAAUCUUGCUGUGCAUAUGAUCCAAUCAAUUACAUGAAGAAACCCUUGGGUCCGCCUCCACCAUCAUAUACUUUCUUUCGUUGUGGAAAACCGGGCCACUAUAGGAAGAACUGCCCAAGAACUAGGGACAAAGCUUUUGAGUCUGUUCCCAGAAUUAAAAAGAGCACAGGAAUUCCAAGGAGUUUCAUGACGGAGGUGAAAGAUCCCAACACAAAGGGUGCUAUGCUGACAAGCACUGGAAAAUAUGCAAUCCCAACUAUUAAUGUGGAAGCUUAUGCUAGAGGAAAGAAGGAAAAGCCUCCCUUUUUACCAGAGGAGCCGUUCUCCUCCACCUCGUCCGAUGAUCCUAUUCCAGAUGAGUUGUUAUGUCUCAUCUGUAAAGAUAUAAUGACUGAUGCUGCUGUCAUUCCCUGCUGUGGAAACAGUUUUUGUGACGAAUGUAUUAGAACAGUGUUACUGGACUCUGAGGAACAUACAUGCCCAAUGUGUCAUCAGACAGAUGUUUCUCCUGAUUCUUUAAUUGCCAACCAGUUCCUACGCAAGGCUGUGAACAACUUCAAAAAUGGAACUGGCUACACAAAAAGGCUCCGUCAGCAGAUUCAGCAGCCACAGCAGCAGCAGCCGCCACAACCACCACCACCACUCAUGAGACAAGCAGUAACGCACAACCUGCAGCCUCUACUCCGGCCAACAACUUCCAGACAGCAGGAUCCACCAAUGAUUCCAUUAGGUUCUCUGGCUUCUUGUUCUGCUGCUGCUUUGUCAUUGUUGGCCCCUGGUCAGUCAUCUGUGGCAGCUGGGCUGCCAAUAAAUCAAUCUACUGUCGUUGUCUCUGGUCUCCCUCCAGCAGUGUCCCUAUCUCCCCAUGCUGAAAAGCCAGAUGGACCUUUUGGUGAUGCCGAUAGUGUUCUACCUCCUGCUGCUCUGGUGACUACCUCUGAACUUUGUAAAUCUUCCUCUCUGUCAAUCAGCAGUUUGUUGGAAGAGGAGGGCUAUCAGGUUCCUGUACUAAGGCAACCAGCAUUACCAAGUCUUCUGGGCCCCCAAGGACAAUCAAUAUCCACAAGUGGUGUUCCAAUGAGAGCCAGUACGAUUCGCUCAGCAGGUGGCGGACCAGGCUGGGAACUGAAUUCAAAUCGAGGACACCUGCACAGUGAACGUACCCAAAGGACUGAGGCCCCAGCGCUACCAGCAUCAACACCAGUCUUUGUGCCUGUGCCUCCACCUCCCUUGUUUCCUCCACCACCCCAUGCACUUCCUCUUCCACUGGGGGUACCACCACCACAGUUUCCUGCUCAGUUUCCACCUGGUCAGCUUCCAUCUGCUGGCUACACUGUCCACCCUCCAGGAUAUCUCCCAGCUCCUGCAAACGUGUCAUCAGCUUGGGUGCCAAGGGCAGUACCAACAACACAGGCAGCUCCUUUAUGUAGGGAGGAGUUUUACAGAGAACAACAGAGACUUAAAGAGGAGGAAAAGAAAAAGUCCAAACUUGAUGAGUUUACAAAUGGUUUUGCUAAGGACCUGAUGGAAUAUAAAAAAAAUCAAAAGGAGCGUAGGUGUUUGUUUUCUGGGUCCACGUCUCCCUAUCGUGCUUCGUCUUAUUCUCGAAGUUCAUAUACCUGCUCCAAGUCAAGAUCAGGUUCUUCCCGCUCUCACUCCUACUCUCGAUCAUUUAGUCGUUCCCAUUGUCGUUCCUACUUGCGAUCACCCCCAUAUCCAAGAAGAGGCAAAGGGAAGAGUUGUAACCAUCGUUCGAGGUCAAGGUCACCCCCAUACAGAAGAUACCAUUCUCAGUCAAGGUCUCCAGUAUUUAGAGGCAGGUCUCCCACUAAACGGACUAUACCUCAAGGUAGGAAGGAAGUAUUUUACCAGAUAAAAGAAGUUCCAUCAUAUGAUAUGAAAGCUUACUAUGGCAGAUCUGUUGACUUUAGAGAUCCGUUUGAAAAGGAAAGAUACAGAGAAUGGGAAAGGAACUAUAGCAAAUGGCAUGAAAAGUUUUACAAGGGCUAUACUGUUGGCACUCAACCUCCAGCUCUAAAGAGAACUUCUCUCUCUAGAGAGAACUAUUCUCCACAUCGGUUUGGUCCAUCUGGGCAAGAGAAUUCGCCAUAUGCUUGGGGACAUAGAGAGGAUUACCCUGAUGGGCAGAGCCAUCGAAAUCGUAAUAUAGCUAGAAAUGACCCUGAAAAACUUUCUGGAAGAGAGAGCCGUGGCCUCAAAGAGCCUACAAAAUCAAAAGAGAAGAAGGUGGAAUAUCCACUGGGAGAUGGCAAAGGAAAUAAACAUAAAGAACACCGGAAGAGAAGAAAAGGGGAUGAGAAAGAAAGAUUUCCCAAUGCUGAGCUGUUAGAAGGUGCAAGAAAACCAAAAGAGUCAGUUACAGCAGAAGACGUUAAAACGGACUCUCUGUUCAUGCACCCAAGUAGAGAUGAUGCCACCCGUGUGAGAGAUGAGCCUAUGGAAGCAGAUUCCGUUGCUUUCAAAGCGCUGCCUGGAAAGAAGAAAAAAGAGAAGGCUAAGCCAAAAGCAGAAAUUGACAAGUCAAAGCGGAAAGCUCUUGUAGAUUACACCAGCACUACUUCUCCUGGAGGAAGCCCUGUUAGAAAGACUGAAGAACAACCAGAUACAAAACAAACUGUCAUUAAGACCAUGGAGGAGUAUCAUCAUGAUACAACGGCCCCUGCUGAAGAUGUCAUUGUUAUGAUCCAGGUCCCUCGGUCCAAGUGGGAUAAAGAUGACUCUGAGUCUGAAGAGGAAGACAUUAAAUCUACCCGGGUGCCCGCAAACGAAAAUGUGAGUGCUAAACCACCAAACACUGUAAAAUAUAAUGAAAACAAGACUGAGCCUUUGGAGGAAACACAGAAAACUACAAAAGAGGCGAGUUAUGAAAGCUCCCAGCGUGAUGCAAAAAGUUCAAGAAGUUCGAUGUCAAAUGAAAAAGGAAAAACCAAAGACCAGGAUCAUUCUUUGUCAGGCAAAGACACUUCUGAGAAGAGAAAGUGCAGUGUUCAGCAAGAAGAAGACCACUCGGGACAUGCAACUGAAGAAGGAAAUGGAAAAAAUAUUUCUCAGUCUUCCAAAUUCCGCAGGUCUUCAGAGAAGCAUGAUACUGGCUGUGCAUCCACUGCUACAGACAUCACUCUUAACCGAGACAAAAAAUCUGACCAUGAUGGCAACAGAGAUCAUUCUAGUUCCAAAUGUAGAGAUGAAAAGAGUGAAUUAGCAAGGAGAAAAGACUCCCCUUCUCGAAACACAGAACCUACAUCAAUACAGAGAAGUAAGCUGAGAGAUGAACGAGCAGAGCCGUCCAAAAAGGGUGCUGAAGAUGUCAAAAGGAGCAGCUACGUUCCUCCGCAUGAGCAGAAGCAGUCUGAUCACAAAGCUGCUCACGAUUCCAAGUGUAUAUUGGAGGAACACAAGCCUCUAGAUAAAAAUUCCGGGAAAGAGAAAGAGAAGCAUGUACCAGAAGUAAAGGGCAAUAAAGAGAAAGAGCCAGAUGGUAAUAAACCGCCUUUGAGAGACGAAUCGCCAGGUGUAAGAAAUGAGAAAGAGAACGUCACUGGGCAAAAUGAUAGAAGUGUUGUCAAGCCUAAGCCUCAGGUAAGCGGCUCCUCAUGGCUCUCUUCUGAUCUAAUUCGAGAGACUGAUGAGGCUGUGAUUGUACCAGACUACAGUGAAAGUGACAGUGAGAGUAAUGUAUCUGCAAAAGAUGAGGAAGCUGCAGGAAAAAAUCCUAAAGAACCGAAAGAAAAGGCUGUUGAUAGGGCGGAAGAGGAUACAGCAGCACCUGCUGCAGUCGAGCAGCCUGAAGCAAGCCAAAGUCAAAGCAGUCCCAGCGUUAGCCGCAGCUAUAGUCAAAGCCCUUUUGAGAGUCAGGCUCGACGCCACAGCAGCAGUGCCAGCUCAGGAGAGAGACAAGACAGCAAGAAAAAGAAAAAGAAAAAAGAGAAAAAGAAGCACAAGGAGCAUAAGAAACACAAGAAGCAUAAGAAACACAUUGGAAAUGAAACGGAAUUGGAGAAGAGCCAAAAGCACCAACGCAAGAAGAAAAAAUCAAAGAAGAGCAAAGAUAAAGAUGGCCAAAAAGUGAAAUCUGUCACUACGUAG